This is a messenger RNA of Chaetomium strumarium, 576 nucleotides long. RefSeq names its product zinc-finger domain-containing protein. The record is from RefSeq and is a predicted model, not a curated record. The transcript is spliced from 3 exons. Gene Ontology annotation, biological process: mitochondrial electron transport, NADH to ubiquinone. NCBI's taxonomy places the organism in Eukaryota, Fungi, Ascomycota, Sordariomycetes, Sordariales, Chaetomiaceae. The coding region runs from base 1 to 576 and encodes 191 amino acids.
AUGUACGCCACGCGAUUGCGGGUAGCAGCCGCAGCUCGCGGGCUGCCGCGACAUCUGUCGAAGAAGCAGGCAGCGGUAUUCAGCAUGACAUCGCGCCAAUUGAUCGAGUCCCCAGCUGCCUCGAAAACCCCCGCUGACUCGACUGCGUCGCCCGCGAUGCCAGAGGCGACGACAACGACGACAACCGCCAACACCCAGACGGCGCCGCAAGAGACCAAGGGCCCAGACCCGAUAGCCGUCGUGCAGGCGCCGAACCGCGCCGAGGUCUGGUCCCGCAGCCAGCGGCCGCGCUCCGUGGCCAUGACGGGACCCAGGUUCGAGCAGACUGAUUUCGAGCUGCAGCCCCGGCCGUACGCCGCUAUCGAGCUCAUCCACCAGCAGCCCGUGCGGUGGACGCACGACCGGAUCGUGGCCUGCGACGGAGGCGGUGGGCCGACCGGACACCCCAAGAUUUACAUCAACACGGACAAGCCCGAGAUCGCGACGUGCAACUACUGCGGGCUGCCUUUCGCAAACGAACAUCACAGAGAACACCUCGAAUCCCUGCCGGAGACAUCGUAUCCGCUCUCCGCGUAG